This is a messenger RNA of Xenopus tropicalis (tropical clawed frog), 1317 nucleotides long. RefSeq names its product ectonucleotide pyrophosphatase/phosphodiesterase 6 (gene enpp6). The coding region runs from base 1 to 1317 and encodes 438 amino acids. The record is from RefSeq and is marked provisional. The transcript has 8 exons. Gene Ontology annotation, molecular function: glycerophosphocholine cholinephosphodiesterase activity. NCBI's taxonomy places the organism in Eukaryota, Metazoa, Chordata, Amphibia, Anura, Pipidae. Gene Ontology annotation, cellular component: plasma membrane.
AUGGCAAAGUACAGCACCUUCAUCCUCCUCAUCCUCUGCCUGUUGCCCCCAUCCUCUGCACGCAGAAAGCUAUUGCUGUUUCUGAUUGACGGCUUUCGCUUUGACUACAUCAGUGAUGGAGAAAUUCAGCAUCUUCCCGGCUUCAGGCAGUUUGUGGAAAGUGGGGUUAAAGUAGAUUACACAACCCCAGACUUCCCAAGUCUUUCCUACCCCAAUUAUUACUCUCUGAUGACUGGGCGCCACUGUGAAGUGCAUCACAUGACUGGAAAUUUUAUGUGGGACCCUAAGAAGAAUAUUUCAUUCAACAUUGGUGAGAAUGAAGACAGUCGACUGCCACAAUGGUGGAAUGGAGCAGAGCCUCUUUGGGUCACCAUGGAAAAGGCAAAAAAGAAAGUCUCUAUGUAUUAUUGGCCUGGGUGUGAAGUGGAAAUUCUUGACGUUAAACCAAAUUACUGCCGUGAAUAUUUCUAUUAUGCCUCAGAAGCAGAAUUUGGAACAGCAGUCACGGAUGCUCUUCAUUCUCUAAAGAGUAACAAUGCUGAAAUGGCUGCUGUAUACUAUGAACGUAUUGACGUAGAAGGUCACCAUCAUGGACCCUGGUCUGAAGAAAGAAAAACCGUCACCAGAGCACUGGACCAAGUUUUAUGGAACCUGCACCAACAAAUUAGGGAAAUGGAACUGGAGAACGAGUUAAAUGUAAUUCUGUUCUCUGAUCAUGGAAUGACAGAUAUUUUCUGGAUGGACAAAGUGAUUGAGCUCAAGAAUUACAUAAAUAUGCAGGACAUAGUGCAGAUGAAGGACAGGGGACCCGUGGUCAGCUUGUGGCCCGCUGAGGGGAAACAAUCCAUAGUGUAUGAGCAGCUACGCAAUAUAUCGCACAUGAAUGUUUACCAGAAGGAGGAUAUUCCAGAAAGAUUCCAUUACAAGAAAGGCAAAUUUGUGGCUCCUCUGACACUUGUUGCAGAGCUGGGAUGGUUCAUAAUUGAGAGAAAAGAAAAGCUUCCUUUUUGGAACAAUGGCACGAGUACCAAUAUGGCCUGGCAACAUGGGUGGCAUGGCUAUGACAAUGAACUUAUGGAUAUGAGAGGAGUGUUUUUGGCUUAUGGUCCAGACUUUAAAGUGAACUUCAGGUCAGCUCCAAUUAGAGCAACAGACAUUUACAACCUAUUGUGCAAUGUGCUGGGGAUAGAGCCUCUGCCCAACAAUGGAUCCUGGUCCAGAGUGCAGUGUAUGCUGAGGAGCAGCGCUGACUUUUCCCAGCCUUUCCACCUGAUAAGCCUUUGGCUGUCAGCCUGUGUCCUUGCAUUAAUAGUCUAA